AACGAAAAAAAAUAUAUAAAUACCCAAGGGGAAGGAGCGAGAAGGAUGGGGAGGACACCCGGUGUGUGGCAGCUCUCUGCCAACCCACUUACUCGCGGGGGGGAAAAAAAAAAGCCUAACGAGGAGGGCGGUGGGAGAAAGAGCACGGCAAUAGUCGCGAUAUCGCUCCGUGCCCCAGGCGCGAGGUGCUCUGUUGCGACAGCUUCGUUCUUAUGGGAGAAGGGGGACAACGUGCGGAUGGAGGGGAGGGCAGCUCCGCGCCGGGCCCCUUCCUCCUUCCUGCGGCAGCCAGUGUCUCCGGACGAUGGACAGGCCGCCCGCCCCGCCGCCCCCCAGUGACCCCCGCGAUGCCCGCCCCCCCCGGCGGCACGACUCGGAAGCGGAGACCACGAGCGAGUCGGAGAGCAGCCGUGGGGGCAUGGAGGCGCCGGCCGACCCCCAGCUGCUGCUCAAUGGGGCGUCCAAAGAGGCGGGCCGGCCCUCCCCCGGGCCCCCCGCAGCCCCCGUGCCCGUCAUCGAGCUGGUGCGUCGGGGGGGCUCCCUGGACAUAAAAAGCCGGGAGGCGGCGGGGGAGGCGAUGCAGAGAGGGCCGGGCGCCGAGCCGUGCCGCCCCGCCGAGGCCGCCUGCGAGGCCCGCAUGGUGCAGCUGAGCCCCCCCGCGCUCCCGCUGCAGCCCCCCGGCCGGGCCAUGCUCUACAACCUGGGCCAGCCGCUGGCCGCCAUCAACAGCGGGUUUUUCGGCGAACCGGACUCUUUCUCCAUGUACGGCAGCAACCGGGUGAAGAGGAGACCCUCACCUUACGAGAUGGAGAUCACCGACGGUCCUCAUACAAAAGUGGUUCGUCGCAUUUUUACCAACAGCAGGGAAAGGUGGAGACAGCAGAAUGUCAACGGAGCCUUUGCAGAGCUUCGCAAGCUCAUCCCCACCCACCCACCCGACAAAAAACUGAGCAAGAAUGAGAUUUUGCGCCUGGCUAUGAAAUACAUCAACUUCCUGGCCAAGCUGCUCAACGACCAAGAGGAAGAAGGAAACCAAAGGGGCAAAGUGAACAAAGACUCUGGGAUAGUCCAGGAAGACCUCCUGCAGGACAUGUUGUCUCCUAACUCUAGCUGUGGAAGUUCUUUAGAUGGAGCAGCAAGCCCGGACAGCUUCACGGAGGAGCACGAAACACUAGACUCGAAGCACACGCGGAGCCUGCACCACGCCAUUCUGCCUGUAGAAGGCAGCGCUCAGCGGUGAUAACCUCCCGGGUGGCUCCCGAAGCACCAAGGGGGAAGGAGGGACCCGAGUGUGCUGAUGCUGGAACUUGUGCCUGUGGGAUUUCUGGCUCUGCCUUUCCCUGCGGGCUCAGGCUCCCUGUUCUCCCCAGCCCGGGAUGGAGCGGAGGGCGCGUUGGCCAAGGACGAGGCCAAACCUGGUGGACAUUCGGUAUUUAGGUACGUGAUCGUACAAAGAAGAAAAGCAUUGAAGUCAUCUUCGUUGUACAUACUGCUCGUGAUGUGACUCUGCGGAGGGACAGGAGACAUGGCCAGCACCUCUCCAGCAUUUAGAGGGUUUUCAGACCAUCUGACGACUGUCAUGUUGCCCGGCCGAGACAUGAAACUUCUCUUUCACUGCUGGUGGAGCCACCCAGGCUUUCCAGCUCCAUUUGGAUCUGGAAACUGCUGAAACCUGCCAGUGCUGCAGCAUUUCUCCAGCCUGUGGCAUACAUACAGCUGGUCUGAGCAGGAGCUGGGACCAGGUGCUCCUGUUGUCUGAGAGCUUUUCACUAUCUUUUUAAAGAGGUGAAAAAAAACCACAAACAACCCUCAGCAAAAGAACUAUUAAAAGGAUUAAGACUUUUCCUUUUCCUCUCCUUUUUUUUUUAGUUUUUUUUUCCCCCCUUCCUCUUUCUUCCUUUCCCUUAGACCUAACUUUGGAUCAUUUGGGGUUGUUGUAUUUAUGACGUGGGAUUACUUCUGUUUAACGCUGUCAUGCAGUAUCCACUGAAUGAAAAGGUACAUAGUUGUUUUCUGCUGCCCUCCUAGUCCCAAUUUUUCUGCUAGGAAUGUUCAGUGGGAGAGCUCCAAGUCUGUUUUGUUCUCCUGGAGUUUUCCCAGCAGUGUCUGUAGGGCCAGAGCUUCUCUCAAGGAAGAUGGAAUUCAGAAUUGGGAAGGGGGGGAAAAAAUUUGCUAGGGAAGCAUCCCCUUGGACAAGGGGUCUUUACAUUCAAUAAGCAACAAAAAGGCAAAAAGAAUCAACGAUGCAUCAACAGUGUGUGUGUGUAUAUAGGGUUAUAAAAGGGUUUUAAUGGUAUGCUUUGAAACUUCUUAUUUUCUUGUGUGAAAAUGGUGGUGGUUCAGCUGCACCAAUGCCUGCAGGGUGGACUCCAGCGCUGGAUUUAAUCCGAUGCCAGGAGGGUCCUCACCUGCCUGAGGCUGGUAGGAGGCUACAGCCUCUCCGCAUCUUGUGGGGAAGUGCUAAAAGCCGUGGUGGGAUUAGCCUCCAUUCCAGAGUGCUUGGAUUGGUGCAAAAUUGAUGGCUGUGACUUGAACCAGUCCUCCUAUCCCUGCUGCACCCCAGGAGGGUGUUUGGGAAGCAGAGCUGGGGAGCAGGAGGCUGCUGCUGCUGCUGCAGUGGCUGGGAGCUCAGGACCACAUCACACCAUCACCGCUGUAUCAGGCCCACCUCUCACCCACUGCCUGAUACCUGGUGGAGUGACUGCUCCAAGCCCAUCCUCCCCUCUGCAGAGAUGUCAAGGCACAGAAUCCUCCACCAUGCUACAGGAAAGAAAAAAAAACAAACCAACCUCCCACAUACAUCUUUUGGAAGGGAAGUGUCCUCAGAGCGAGGACACCUUCCACUGCACUCAUCCCUUUUCAAAGGUGCUGAGGUACAAGGAAACACAGAGCAUUUGGGCAAGUGUCUGCAAGCCCAUUUGGGCUUAAUUCAGGGUCCCAUCAUUUCCAUCCUUACUUGGUUUUAAUGCCUCUUUGUAAAUAAUAGGUGGGAGGCUGGUGCGCGGGUUGCCACAUUAGGUGGAAUUAGUUGUCUGGGAAGGGGAUCAUGCCCAUGGAAGGGUUUCUGUCAUAGAUCCCAAAUUCUCUGAAACCACCAACCUCCCCCAUCUCAAAUUGGGCAAAGGGAGGAAAGCUCUUUCCCUGUGUUUGGACAGCUUGUGCAUGGGGGCUUUUAUUAAAGGGGGUUUUCUGCAGGGCUGGGCCAGGGGAGAGGUGCUGGGUGAUGGUGGGGUGAUGCUGAGGAAGAAGUUUGGGCUGCUCCUGGUGCCAGGGGUAGGAGAGGCAGGCAGGGGGGAGGUCCUCUGGGAAGGGAGGAGGAGGUCCUCUGGGAAGGGAGGGGGAUGCUGUCACACAGGUAAAGCUGUUCUUGGUUUUCAGCAUUCAAAAUAGCCCCGGGGUGGGGUGAGUGGGGGUUUUGCACCCUUUUUCUAAAACUAUUGCAAGAAAAAAAUCACCGACGCUCAGAAAUUCCUCAUUCCCCACAAUUUUAUUUUUCUCCUUUUUGAACUUGCCAGUAGUUGAAGAGUUGGGAAAAAUGGUACAACCUUGGUGGCAGCCCCCCCGACACCCCCACGCACACGCGUGCCUGCUCCUAGCCUGUAGCAGAGCACGCUGUAGGUCUCCUGGGGUAUGUACAGUUGUACUUUAAUUGUGAUUUGAAUGGUACAUUUCCUCUGCCCACCUCUCCUGCCUGCUUCAUCUCUCGCUGUGUGGACCAUCGCCCCCCGUUUCUGUUGGAAACAGCACUUUGGGGCCGUGUCGUACCGUGUGAGUGAAUUCCCAACCUGGGAUUUUUUGGGUUUUUCAGCCCCGUCCCUUUCUCUACCACCCUCCCCUUGGAUUUCUGCAUUUUUUCUGCAGAAACGAAGUAACCAGACCUGGUACCCUGAGUCUCAACCCACUGUGGACGUGCUAUUUAGAAAACACAUUUGUUGUAAUGUGUGUGUAUAUAUAAAUAUAUAUAUAUAAUGAAUAUAUCGAGAAUAUUUCUAAAUAAAGUUUUACAAAGCA
Messenger RNA from Apus apus (common swift), 4011 nucleotides. It is a transcript of the gene TAL1, whose product is annotated as TAL bHLH transcription factor 1, erythroid differentiation factor. NCBI's taxonomy places the organism in Eukaryota, Metazoa, Chordata, Aves, Apodiformes, Apodidae. Bases 305 to 1240 code for a protein of 311 amino acids. Gene Ontology annotation, molecular function: RNA polymerase II cis-regulatory region sequence-specific DNA binding; protein dimerization activity; DNA-binding transcription factor activity, RNA polymerase II-specific. Gene Ontology annotation, biological process: regulation of transcription by RNA polymerase II. The record is from RefSeq and is a predicted model, not a curated record. The transcript is spliced from 4 exons.